Messenger RNA from Oryzias latipes (Japanese medaka), 3011 nucleotides. Its product is annotated as ribosomal protein S6 kinase beta-2. Lineage: Eukaryota; Metazoa; Chordata; Actinopteri; Beloniformes; Adrianichthyidae. The record is from RefSeq and is a predicted model, not a curated record. Gene Ontology annotation, biological process: protein phosphorylation; signal transduction. Gene Ontology annotation, molecular function: ATP binding; protein serine/threonine kinase activity.
GUCAACGGCACGUGGCAGCGUCAUGCCGUCCGUCCGAGUGAAGGCGGCCCGAUCCACCUCACCCGGACUGACCCUCCGUGUGUUGUCGGUCUGUUGAGCAGCGGUGACAGCCAUGAGCCGCUGCGUGUGAGAGCUCACCGGUUAAGUGUCAGGUAAACGAGGAGCCACCGGGGGACGGUGUCGCUCUCAGAAGUGUUGGUAGCUGGUCUGGCGCUUCUCGGUGAGCUGUGGGUUUUGUCGUCUCGGUUCCAGGAUGGCUGGGGUGUUCGACAUCGACUUGGAGACGGAGGACGUCAGCGACACAGAGGACGAUGUCUGCGACUUCACUGUGACCGAGCCAGAGAAUGUUCAGACGGAGGAGGUGGAGCUGACCAGCGAGAUCGUGAACAGGGACAGCGAGAGAGUUGGACCGGACUGCUUUGAGCUCCUAACGGUUCUGGGAAAGGGAGCCUACGGCAAGGUCUUCCAGGUGAGGAAGGUUCAAGGUCUUCAGAUUGGGAAGAUAUUCGCCAUGAAGGUCCUAAAAAAGGCUAAGAUAGUGCGAAACGCCAAAGACACAGCCCACACGCGAGCGGAGCGGGAGAUCCUGGAAACGGUGCGGCACCCCUUCAUCGUGGACCUGCUGUACGCUUUCCAGACCGGAGGAAAGCUCUACCUCAUCCUGGAGUGUCUGAGCGGAGGAGAACUGUUCAUGCAGCUAGAGAAGGAAGGCAUCUUCAUGGAGGACACGGCCUGCUUUUAUCUGGGUGAGAUCACUCUGGCUCUGGGUCACCUUCACUCCAACGGGAUCAUCUAUCGAGACCUAAAACCAGAAAACAUCAUGCUCAACCACCAAGGACACAUCAAGCUGACGGACUUCGGUCUCUGCAAGGAGUCGAUUCAUGACGGAUCCGUCACGCACACCUUCUGCGGCACCAUCGAGUACAUGGCUCCAGAGAUCCUAACCCGCUCAGGUCACAACAGAGCCGUGGACUGGUGGAGCCUCGGCGCCCUCAUGUAUGACAUGAUGACGGGAUCGCCUCCGUUCACGGCUGAAAACAGGAAAAAGACCAUCGAUAAGAUCUUAAAGUGUAAGCUCAAUCUGCCUCCGUACCUGACUAUCGAUGCCAGGGAGCUCAUCAAGAAGCUGCUGAAGAAGAAUCCAGCCCAAAGACUCGGCUCUGGCAAGGCAGACGCUGCAGACAUUCAGAAACAUUCCUUCUUCAAGCAAAUCAACUGGGACGACCUGCUGAACAAGAGAGUGGAGCCUCCAUACAAACCCCAGCUGCAUUCAGAGGAGGAUGUGAGCCAGUUUGAUACCCGCUUCACUCGGCAGACGCCGGUGGACAGUCCGGACGACUCCAGGCUCAGCCACAGCGCAGAGCUCGCCUUCGCUGGCUUCACUUACGUGGCUCCGUCGGUCCUGGAAAGCCUGAAAGAAGGCUUCUCCUUCGAGCCCAAAUCCCGUCACAUGCGCCGGCACAACAGCAGUCCUCACACACCCAUCAGUCCUCUGAAAUUCUCCCCCGCCGGACCCUUCAAGGCCGCCCUGGACGGAGAGCCGGAUCUAUUCUCGCCAACCUCUCCGCCAGCAGCACAGCCUUUUGUCCCGCCGGAAAACGGAGUCAGUCAGCCGAUCAAGACGCCGGCGAGGAACAAGAAGCAGAAGAUGAGGAGAUGAGGAGGUUAUGUCUGAGAACUAAAAUCAGGACUAGCAUGCUUUUUUUUUUUUUUCACCCCAUCUCUUCAGAAAAUCCUUUACAAAAUCCACAUCUGCUGCUCACGGAAAACAAAUCUUAUGACACCCCUCACCCCCCCAGUAAAGUUGAUGACUUAUGGUUGCUAGAAGGAACUGGACAUCAAGCAUUUAUGGCUUGAAUUCUUUAAUGGCCAACCACAGCAGUUCUAUCUGAGUCCUUCCAUGGCAGUGACUUCGGGGUUCUCUGGCUCAUUUCUCUUUGUAGUCCACGUUUCCACUCUGCUACACCACAACAUCAUCACCGAAAGAGAUGUUAAAAGCCUAAAAGAGACAGUACCUCAAACAGAUGGGCGGAAAGAGCAGUUUUCUUUUUUUUGUGUUUAUUUCAGCAAAAAACGAACAAAGUCAAAGCUUUAAGUUCUACCUUAACGGUAUUUAACUAUAAGGAAUGUGUCUGAAAACUGAAGAUGUCUGUUUUUUGUUUUUGUUUUUUCUCAGUGACAGAGCGGCUCUCGUAUCCUCAGAUUGUACAAACACACCCAUCAUAUAUCAGCAGAGUGAUUGUUUGAUUUUUCUCUUCAGAUCAGUAAAGAGCUGUCAACACGGGUGCUCACAGAAAACUAAGAGCUUUUAUAUAUAUAUAAAAACCAGGAAUAUUUAGGGUUAACAGAAAAAAAAUCUAUUUUUACAAAGUUUCAGGUCAAUUAUGAUAUAGACUUACAAACUUGUCAAUAAUUCAACCUUCAGCUUUUCAUUGAUUUUCAUUUUUGUUGAAUUGGGGCCUCAGCUGUGCAUGAGUGAAACUCUCUGCAGAACUCAUUCGCUUUAAAGCAUUACUACUAUUGUAACCUGUGUAUAAUGAAGUCAUUUUUUUGUUUUUUUGUUUUAUUGGAGCAAAAAAAUAAUCAUUUUGUUUGAAGUCUCAGGUGAAGUUUCUUUCCACAUCUUCAUCUGAACAUAUAAAUGGAGAAGUUUCCUCUCAGGACCCAAACAAAUCUACACUGUCAGAAUAUUUUAUCCAUUCUGGCUAAAUAAUAUAUUAAACAUAUUAGCAUCUCAUACAGAUAUGAAAAACAAUUGUAAUGAAUUAAGCUUUGAUUUUUUGGUUAUUCGAUAUGUUUUUGGUUCUUAAAUUAUUAUUUUCUUGAGCUGUUUCUUCAUUUUGUCCUUUAUGCAGUUUGUUUCUGCCGCCAGAAGGGGGCGACAGAGGAAGCAGAUCCACACUGCAGAAACAUGCUUUGUGUUACUUUGGAAUAUUUAUUUAAAUGAUUUGAACCGAUUUUGACGAAUUUCUUAUCUGAAUGUGUGGAAAAUAAAAUAUUGAAAUGCUCAA